This is a messenger RNA of Porites lobata, 974 nucleotides long. Lineage: Eukaryota; Metazoa; Cnidaria; Anthozoa; Scleractinia; Poritidae. The record is from the annotation of a GenBank genome assembly.
GGAGUACUUAAGAGAAUUCAGGGGUACAGGAGGGGUACAGGAAGGGUACAGUAGGGGUACAGGAAGGGUACAGUAGGGGUACAGGAGGGGUACAGGAAGGGUACAGGAAGGGUACAGUAGGGGUACAGUAGGGGUACAGGAGGGGUACAGGAAGGGUACAGGAGGGGUACAGGAGGGGUACAGGAGGGGUACAGGAGGGGUACAGUAGGGGUACAGGAGGGGUACAGGAGGGGUACAGGAGGGGUACAGUAGGGGUACAGGAGGGGUACAGUAGGGGUACAGGAGGGGUACAGUAGGGGUACAGGAAGGGUACAGGAGGGGUACAGUAGGGGUACAGGAAGGGUACAGGAGGGGUACAGUAGGGGUACAGGAGGGGUACAAUGAAAGUUCAUAGAGUUCCGUUGUGCUUUGCAGCCGUGCCUCCAUCGAUAGCUAUAAAAGAAGUAAGCCGCUGUUUCUGAUUCAGUCAGUUUUUAAUUAAACCUCGUGCAGUUCGGAUCACAAUGUUCAGCAAUUAUAAUCAUUUCGUUCAAAAAGGAUAUGGAAAUUUUGAAGAUGAUGACGACCAUACUGAAAGCUCACAAGAAAGCGAACAAUCAUCUCAAAGUUCUCAAUCUAGCGAAGAAAUGGACUCUUCCGGAGAGGAGGAGGAGGAGCAUGUAGAUCCUUGGUCACGCAUUCAAAAUGAAGUUUGUAAUCGCCACGAAGCCCAGCUCGAAGCUCUGAUCAACGAGUAUGAACAAAACGGAGACUCGCCUGAAGUGGCCCGCAUUAAAGCUGAAAAUGCUUUGCUUCCAGUAUAUAGAAAGGAAUUGAGAAAAGUGUUCUUAGAGUUUUUACAGUGGAUGCAUGCAAUGAAGAAAGAUCCGACAUUCCGAAAAGUGAUGGAAACCCGCCAACAUCUCAAAGACACAGAAGGAUAUGACUGGCUGGAAUCGACAGAACUUGCCAUCGAUAAGCGGAAAUUCUUACUC